Trematomus bernacchii (emerald rockcod) is the source of this 840-nucleotide messenger RNA. Its product is annotated as zinc finger BED domain-containing protein 4-like. Lineage: Eukaryota; Metazoa; Chordata; Actinopteri; Perciformes; Nototheniidae. The record is from RefSeq and is a predicted model, not a curated record. The transcript has 3 exons. Bases 1 to 840 code for a protein of 279 amino acids.
AUGGUAAGAGAUGCCCUGAAGGUCAUGAAGCCCACUCUUGACAAAGUGAAGGGGAUGGUAGAAUUCUUCCAUAAGAGCACAAGAUCAACAGAGAAGUUGAAGUCUACUCAGCGCCAAAUGGAUAUGCCUGAGCUGAGGCUCAAGCAAGACUGUGUCACAAGGUGGAAUUCUACAUUGUACAUGCUGAAACGGGUUCUGGAGUCAAAGGAUGCAAUCAUCUCUACCCUGGCCCUUAUCAAUGCACAUAUGGAUGCUCUGGAUCAAGAAGAAUGGGAGGCACGACAGGAGACCUGCACUGUUUUGGAACCCUUUGAGCAGGUCACCGUGGAAAUCAGCUCAGAGAGGGGUCUGCAGAAAAUCACAGCCUACAACCAGACACAAGUGACCAAGAGGAAAGUGACAGAGUUGGUGACUGCUCUCUCAACGUCGAUGGACAGAAAGUUCCACAGAAUGGAAUACAACACUGUCCUAUCAGAAUCUACUGUACUCGAUCCAAGGUUCAAAAGGCUGGCCUUUAAUGAUAACUGCGCUGUUGAUGAGGCUCUUCAGAGAGUAACAGCAGCAGCAGCUCGUUGCGACCUCAGCAGCCAGCCAGCUCAACCACCAGGAGGCCAAGAGGGAGAAGAGGGAGCAAGGGCACCAGAAGUGGAGCCACAAAUGUCUGCUGUUUGGAGGCUCUUUGAUGCAAGAGCAACAGAAGACAUUGCAAGAAGGAAUCCCUCAGCAGAUGCUAUGCUGGAAGUAAGGUCCUAUCUGGAGGAGCCUCUUAUCCCAAGAACCGCAGACCCGCUGAGCUGGGCAGAUAAUAACAGAGAGAAGAAACCGGAUCAACCCCUCUAA